Anolis carolinensis (green anole) is the source of this 1077-nucleotide messenger RNA. RefSeq names its product zinc finger HIT domain-containing protein 3. Gene Ontology annotation, molecular function: protein binding. Gene Ontology annotation, cellular component: nucleus; pre-snoRNP complex. The record is from RefSeq and is a predicted model, not a curated record. Lineage: Eukaryota; Metazoa; Chordata; Lepidosauria; Squamata; Anolidae. Bases 74 to 550 code for a protein of 158 amino acids. Gene Ontology annotation, biological process: snoRNA localization; maturation of LSU-rRNA from tricistronic rRNA transcript (SSU-rRNA, 5.8S rRNA, LSU-rRNA); box C/D snoRNP assembly. The transcript has 5 exons.
AUCAUCAACUGAGCCACGCCUCCUCGGUGGGCGGGGCCUGUAUCCCGGAAGUGAGCCGUGUGAACAUAGAGCCAUGCAGGAGGAUCCAGGCCCCCGCCGCUGCUUCCUUUGCUCGGCGCCCGCCCCUUACCGCUGCCCUUCCUGCCGGGAGAGAUCUUGCUCCCUGCCCUGCUACAAGAAGCACAAAGAACAAUGUACCCCCAAAGUAGACCCAACCCUGCCGCGAGAUGUUCCCCAAGACGAUCCCAGAACAAAACCAUCAAGUGCGGAAGGAGGCUCUUUUGCUGUGGAUGACAUCUUGACCGAAGAUGACGAAGGCGACAAGGUCCCUCUCCAUAAGCUCCAGCGCUUAGGGGGAUCCGUGGAACUGGGAGGCCUCCUGCGCAACCCACACCUUCGCCAAUUGCUCCUCCGUGUGGACGGGGCCGCGGACAAGAGUGCCCUUCUCCGGGAAUUCAUGCAGGAGCCGCUCUUUGCAGAGUUUGCCGACUGCUGUCUGCGGAUUGUAGAACCGCCACCGCCCGAGGAAGAGGAAGGAGCCCUCGAGUGAGAUCUGCGACUCAGGAAUCCAGAAGAGCCCCCUUUGCAAACGUUGCGAGUUCUAGGCUACCGAAAGCAGAAAAUGGCCACCGAUUUGAGGAUCGUCUCCUCUCAUGGCAUAAUUGGAGAUGGGACACUGUGUUGACGUUUUCGGGUCACAAUUCCUAUCAGUCUUGACCACUGUGCUGGGAGUUGUAGUCCAACCAGUCUUCAUUAUUGAUUGCUGAGAAAAAUGUACAUUUUUUGGAUUUUUUUCCCCCAGCCAUUCCUGGGGAAUCUUGGCUCCCACUAAAGGUGAUUAUUUCUGAGAACUCCUACCCAACUUUUGUUGCAAAUGUAUGCCUUUUGUUGAGAAACCUCUUCGUUCCCAGGCACUAUUUCUUAAACCCAGAAAGGGAAAACACACUUAGAAUCCACCUGAAUUCUCACAACCCUGUCCUUAUGGCUGAGUUACAACUCACUGAGCUUGUUUUGAUUCUGUUUCUAUACAAAACGGUGGCAUCCAUUAUGAAAUCAAUAAAGUUUAUUAAUUUGUGA